This is a messenger RNA of Pelobates fuscus (common spadefoot toad), 1185 nucleotides long. It is a transcript of the gene TSR3, whose product is annotated as TSR3 ribosome maturation factor. The coding region runs from base 113 to 1057 and encodes 314 amino acids. Gene Ontology annotation, molecular function: rRNA small subunit aminocarboxypropyltransferase activity. The transcript is spliced from 7 exons. The record is from RefSeq and is a predicted model, not a curated record. Gene Ontology annotation, biological process: maturation of SSU-rRNA. Lineage: Eukaryota; Metazoa; Chordata; Amphibia; Anura; Pelobatidae.
AAGUGCCGGCGCGGUGCACGGUGGGUAAGUGGUGGCUUCCAUGCUGCCUGGUUGUUGUGCUGUGUUUGGGGCUCAGUGUAACAUGGACUGACGGAGGGACAAACAGGCAGCCAUGGGAAGAACAAAAUCACGCAAAGAUGGGAAAUCUUCUACCAAACAUAAAGAGUCUCGAUUUAAGAAAACCUCUAAAAGUCUGGAAACUUUUACCAGCGAGGUUCAUGAAGCAUUAGAUGCCAGUAUUCAUGAAGGCGGUGAAGGGAGCGAGGUGAAGGUGAAAUUUCCCUGUCCCUUGGCCAUGUGGGACUUGGGUCACUGUGACCCUAAAAGAUGCACUGGGAGGAAGCUCGUCCGAAAAGAUCUAGUUAGGAGCCUACGCAUUAACCAGAGGUUUAAUGGUCUUGUCCUCAGCCCGAUGGGGACCUUAUAUGUUUCUCCUGCAGACAAGCAGAUUGUUGCAGACAAUGGCGUGGCGGUAAUAGAUUGCUCAUGGGCUAAACUUGAUGACACUCCUUUUGCCAAGAUGAAAGGAAGCCACCCAAGAUUGCUGCCCUACCUGAUUGCUGCAAACCCUGUGAAUUAUGGACGCCCGUGCAAACUUUCUUGCGUAGAAGCCUUUGCAGCAACAUUUUGUAUUGUAGGCUUUCCAGACCUGGCCACAAUCCUCCUGCGAAAAUUCAAAUGGGGAAAAGUCUUUCUUGAUUUAAAUAAAGGUCUGCUGGACAAAUAUAGCAAAUGUGAGAACGUGGAGGAAGUUAAGAAGAUUGAAACUGAAUAUCUAGCUGGAGAACAUGAUGAAGAAGCAGAGGAUUAUGAUCCAUUUGAUGUGGAGUCUGGAAGAGAGUUUGCUAAUCCCAACAGGGUCAUCAAGCCAAUGGGGACAACACAUGGUGACAAAGAUGAGACGGAAGAGGAUGAUGAAACCGAUGAGGAGGAGGACAGUGACGCAACAGAUGAGCAACAAAACCUUUCAGGAGAGGGAACGGAAGAGGAAGAGGAGGCAGCAGCAGCUUCGAAACCUGUUGUAUGGAAAGGUGUGAAAAAGAGACUUCGAGACUAGAAAUUAAAAGACCAGCAUUAUGGCUGCUUCGCUAUGUAAAAAAAAAAUCUUUGUAUUAUUAGUUCUUGGUACAGAAUCCAGUUUCUGUAUGUAAUAUUGGUUGUUAGUCUGUAAAUAAUAUAAAAAGA